Hydra vulgaris (swiftwater hydra) is the source of this 1460-nucleotide messenger RNA. RefSeq lists its product as uncharacterized. Gene Ontology annotation, molecular function: RNA polymerase II cis-regulatory region sequence-specific DNA binding; DNA-binding transcription factor activity, RNA polymerase II-specific; ubiquitin binding. Gene Ontology annotation, biological process: sex differentiation; regulation of transcription by RNA polymerase II. Lineage: Eukaryota; Metazoa; Cnidaria; Hydrozoa; Anthoathecata; Hydridae. The record is from RefSeq and is a predicted model, not a curated record. Gene Ontology annotation, cellular component: nucleus.
UGUUUUACGGAGAGUAAUCACAUUAUUGAUGUGUAACUUCAUACGUUCGUUAUUCAGAAAAGGUUGUGAAGAAAUGAGUAAUAGUGCGUCGGUGUCUCACUUAUCACAUCAAAGAUCAGAAUUCGAGCAACAAAAGAAUCUUGAAGCUAACUCGAGAAUACCUAAAUGUGCCCGAUGCAGAAACCAUGGAGUAGAUUACGAGCUUAAGGGUCAUAAAGAAAAAUGCAAGUUUAAAGAUUGCGUCUGUCGGUCCUGUUUAGUUGUGUUAGAGAGACAAAAAGUGACUGCUGCUAGAGUUGCCCACCUGCGUCACCAAAGAAAGGUGGCAGAAAGAAAAGGAUUAUCAAAUUAUCACGAUUUCAAUGCUCUAACAGAAGAAGAAGAGUAUGUACUUAGUCAAAAUUAUGAUACAAGAAAUGAAGAAAAGCGAACUUACGUGCGCGAGAAAAAGCAAUACAAUCACGAUAGUUACGACCAAAUAAGCAUAAUUGAAAAACAAAAAAAAUACGAAGAUCAAAACUCAAAAAGAGAUACGGAGGAUACCCCAAGUAGAGACUUUGAAAAAAGUUCAGGUCGGGAAACAGAGGGAAACUCAAACAAAGACUUUGAAGAAAGAUUUUAUCGGCCUGAAGAAACAACGAGAUCUUUAUCGUCUUUACAUUCUUCUAGUAAUACAGUGAACUUAUUUAGAAAAGCGCACAAUGCAUAUUCUAGUUUCUACGAAAGAAAACACAACCAUUAUAGAGAACAUUCUCCUUAUUAUGAUUAUAGACACAGAGAUUAUUCUCGUCCAAUCUCACCAAAUGUUUGCAAUGAAAAAACGCAAAGUACCAAUAGAAAAUAUUUUGAACAUUACAAAGAUAAGCCUACAACGGAACCAUAUUCAUCAUAUAUUGACCUAGAUAAAAAAUACAAUCAAUAUAACCAAUCAACUAAUUCUCGUUUAAAUAUUCCAUCAACACUAAUUAAUCAAAUUUUAUAUUCUGACAUUAAGGUUCGGCCACGACAAUACGAGAGUAAAAGUUUAAGAGUGCUAUACGUUAUGUUUCCUGAGAUCGAUGAAGAUACUAUCAGAGAAGUACUUCGUAAGUGCGAAUACGAUAUUCAAAACGCAGUUGAUCAUCUUCUUAGAAAUCAUCGAAUUCAAGCAACCUCCAACGAGUUUCAACAUAGUUUGUCUAAAAACAAUAACGCAUUUAACAAGUAUUUUUCGACUCCCCGUCCAGAAGUAAAAGAGGUGCGAAAUCAGUUACUAGAUAAAUAAAAUGAAUUUUAUGUAGUAUAAAAAUGUAUUUAAAGAUAAUUUUAAAUUUUUUUAUAAAAAGCAUUUUAAAAAUCAAAUCUAAACAUUUUAUAGCCCAAAGUUUUUACUGUGGCUUUUUUAAUUAGGGUAGCACUAUUUUUCUUUAUCAAAAUAACAACAUUGGUCAUUGACCAAAAGUUCUUCAGUGGUUAAAUUU